Messenger RNA from Nymphaea colorata (pocket water lily), 884 nucleotides. RefSeq lists its product as uncharacterized. The record is from RefSeq and is a predicted model, not a curated record. The transcript has a single exon. The coding region runs from base 105 to 689 and encodes 194 amino acids. NCBI's taxonomy places the organism in Eukaryota, Viridiplantae, Streptophyta, Magnoliopsida, Nymphaeales, Nymphaeaceae.
CUUCUCUCGCCUCCAUUAAAGAGUCCAGCCAUCGCUUCUCUCAACUAGCUCUUGGGCUUCAACCGGCAGCCGAUCGAUCAGGGCAGCGGUCUUCCAGAGCUACCAUGGGCAGCGGAGACCAAGAUAAGAGGGUCGGCGAGACGACGAACAUCCACGUGACGGCCCUGGACGGGCUGGUGAGCGUGAACUCCCUCUUCACCAUUGCCGUAUUUCUGGGGCUUUCUCUGGCCAACCCCGGCCAGAAGAGCCUCAAUAGAAGGGCCGGCUGCGACGCCAGCGCGGAGGCCGCCCGCCAGCUAGUGCUGUGGGAGGUGUUGUCUUUCAGCGCCUUCCUCUUCUCGAGCCUCAUUGCGCAGGGGCUGAAGCUCUCUCUCGUCAUCAUCAACAGCGACGAUCGGGACGAGCCUCGUCACGCCGCCAUCGGCUACCGCCUUCUGAGGGCGGGCUUGGUGCUGUCGGCCGCCGGCUCCUUCUUGGGGUGCGCCACCCUCACCAUUUCCAUGGUGCUGUUGGUGGAGAUCAAGCUGGGGGUGCUGUCCUGCCGGGGCUGGCACUCUCUAGUCGCCAUCGCGGCGCUCGUCACCCUCGUUCCCAUUGGGGCGCUCGCCUACAUCUCCACCUUCUGGCACGCGUUCUUUGGCUCUAAACAAGGUGAUGCCAAGUCCGCUAACCCCUUGUCGAACAGUUAACGCCUCCUGGAGUACGGGAGAAGAAACCGCGGACUUCUCUCUGCAACAAUCUAGACUGCGCCACUUACCUUUCUCGAGAAGAACGAAUCAACAACUAUUUAGCUCAUAAUCGUUUCUGUUCAAAUGAUGUUCUCCAAAACAUGUAGCUGAAGUUGAACAUUGUGUUUAAGAUCAAACUAAGGUGCUCUUCUGUUA